AUGAAUGUGUUCUUGGUGUUUGCGUUAUUUGUAGUGGCAGUUAGUGCAGGUCAUGAGGAGGACAUAUGGCUGCAGCUCAACAGACGUAUGCCCGGUGCAUAUUAUGAACUCAAGGAUAGAUCCCUUAUAACUGGACGGAUUGUCGGAGGUAUUGAUGCCCACAUUGAAAACUUUCCCUACCAACUUUCUUUGCGACGCAAUGGGGUACAUAACUGUGGUGCCUCGGUUAUAUCUGAUCGUUGGGCUCUAUCAGCUGCUCAUUGCACUCAUCCAUUGCCUGAUGUAGACACCAUCAGUCUUCGAGGAGGUACUUCCAACCGACUAGAAGGAGGCACAAUCUUCACUGCUGAGUUGAUUGUAAAUCACCCCCAAUACAAUUCUUGGACAAUAGAAAACGAUAUCUGCGUGAUCCGUACUGUAGAGGUCUUGCAGGGUUUGCAUAUUACUCCUAUUCAACUGGUACCAGCUGAGACAUACUAUCCUCAUGGAACUCGUGCCGUCGUGUCGGGAUGGGGACUUACGAGUGUACCUGGAACCUCACCGGCAAUCCUGCAGAUGAUCGAUAUUCCAGUGAUUGAUCAGGUAACUUGUCGUGCAGCAUGGCCCGGGCUCGUGACAGAUGAUAUGCUCUGCGCUGGUGAAUCAGGACGCUCCGCUUGCAGCAUGGACAGUGGAGGCCCACUGGUAACUGGAGGACGCCAGAUUGGUGUUGUAUCUUGGGGUGCUCCCGACUGUCUUGGCAAUCGACCUAGUGGCUAUGCUCGAGUUGCGCAUCCUCCUAUUCGUAACUGGAUCAACGAUGUCACUGGAGUUUGA
Messenger RNA from Armigeres subalbatus, 816 nucleotides. RefSeq names its product trypsin-7-like. The record is from RefSeq and is a predicted model, not a curated record. The coding region runs from base 1 to 816 and encodes 271 amino acids. Gene Ontology annotation, molecular function: serine-type endopeptidase activity. Gene Ontology annotation, biological process: proteolysis. NCBI's taxonomy places the organism in Eukaryota, Metazoa, Arthropoda, Insecta, Diptera, Culicidae. The transcript has 4 exons.